AUUCAAAGACCAGGCAAAGAGCCUCAACCAUUCGCUGUCCCAGAGAGAAACAAAACACAGACAACUGUGUGUGGACCGAGCGGACGCAGAGGACAAGGCUUUUAGGUUAAAUUAGCAGAAUUCUGGAGGAUCAUUCGUUGGUCUGGUAUUCUUCUAUGGAUUCCUCCAUGGAUCGGAUGUUUUACCAGUCGAAGACUGAGUGAUCCUUUAUCUCAGUUUCAGAUCAGCACUGGGUUUUCCCUGAUCUCUAAGGAGCGAGCAGCGACCAGCCGACCAAGGAAAGAGGCCAGAGAGACCAACGUUCUCUAAGUGGCUGUUCUGCUGCUGCGAACAUGCUGCGGGAACACCGAAUCCUCCUGCUCUGUGUUCUGACGGUCCACAUCACAUCCGUAGUGGAGUGCGCGGAUGUCGAUGCUGAGGUGGAGGACGAGUGCGCAGACCUCAACUACACCACCCUGCUCAGGUACCAGCAGCAGCAAGACACCCAGAAGAUCCAGUACCUGCUGCUGACCAGGAGAAACGUGGACUGUGCACAGACGUUUGACCAGGAAUCUCUAAACCAGGAGAACUCCUUCUUCAACACCUCGCUCCCGACCAAGGUCAUCAUUCACGGAUACAGGGCUAUAGGCAGUAAGCCCUCAUGGGUGAAGGAUCUGGCCCAGGCUCUGCUCAGAGUGGAGGAUGUUAAUGUUCUAGUGGUGGACUGGGUCUUCAGGGCCUCCUUUGCCUACAACCUGGUGGUGCAGAACCACAAGGAGGCGGCUUUACAGAUCAGCGUCCUUAUCAACCAGCUACAGAAACACGGAUGCAAGCUGGAGUCCUUUCACCUCAUCGGCGUCAGUCUCGGAGCUCACGUCGCCGGUUUCGUUGGGACUCUUUUCGAAGGGAAGAUAGGAAGGAUCACGGGCCUUGACCCCGCUGGACCCAUGUUUAAAAGUGCCGACCUCUUCGACCGACUGGAUCCUUCUGACGCUCAGUUCGUGGAGGCCAUCCACACAGACGCUGACUAUUUUGGGAUCUCUAUACCUGUGGGUCACGUGGACUUCUUCCUAAACGGAGGGAAGGACCAGACAGGCUGUGCCCGCUCCAGGCUGGCCUCCAUUUUUAUGUACUUCCCAGUGUAUAAAUACGUCAUAUGCGACCACAUGAGGGCGCUGUACGUCUACAUAAGUGCACUGACCGGAGACUGCCAGCUGAAGGGGAUUCCUUGUUCCAACUAUGAGGAUUUUCUAAAUGGCCAGUGUGUGGACUGCGAUGCCUUCAACGGAAUAUGUCCGACUAUCGGUUUAUCAAAAAACAGCGGGGUGACCUUAUCUCCACUUCCCACAGAGCAGAAGCUCUUCCUCCUCACCUCCUCCUCAUCACCUUUCUGUGCUCAUCACAUCCUGCUGCACCUGGAGGUUUCUCCUUUGGAUAAAAGUGCUGAGGUGGAAGUGACACUGACGACUGAGAACAACAGAACAGAGCAGAGGCUCAGGCUUCAAACAUCAACAACCACGUACAAGACCGUGUUGGCUCAUCCGGUGCCUCUGUGCCAGAUCCGAACUAUUGGCCUGACGAACACGGGUAAUCGAUUCUACAGACAGGCGGACAUCCACAUCAAGUCAGUGUGUGUGAGCGACAUCCCUCAACUCAGGAAGGAGGAGCCGCUGUGUGUGAACAACAUCAAUGUCAGUCGUGGAACUCCGUGGUCUCAUGACUUCGUGCAGUUGUGUGGUUUCUGAGGAAGAACGGCAGUGGAGAUAAGAAAAAGCUCCGACUCAGCAUCGACGACAACAAAAGGACUUUUUCUCCAUCAUGUUUAAUGUCAAGGAAACAAUAAGAAGGAAAAAACUACACAUUUGUGGUGUUUUCUCUCAGAAAUGCAGUUUAGUGUUUUGGUCAGGUGUUUCGUCUCUCGCUAACACAGCUUCUUACAACAUCGUUUUUAAUCAUACCAUUUGUUUUUGUCGCGUAAGUGAAAAUUAAAGAAGGAAACAUUAGGGUCUUAUGUUUUUAGAUGUUACAAUGUUUUAAAUAAUAAAAAAAAAGAGAAAAUUGUAAAUUUUGUCCAUAUAAUGCUAAUGUUACAAACUUGACUUGUU
Cynoglossus semilaevis (tongue sole) is the source of this 2084-nucleotide messenger RNA. RefSeq names its product phospholipase A1 member A (gene pla1a). The coding region runs from base 333 to 1724 and encodes 463 amino acids. The record is from RefSeq and is a predicted model, not a curated record. Gene Ontology annotation, biological process: lipid catabolic process. Gene Ontology annotation, molecular function: glycerophospholipid phospholipase A1 activity. Lineage: Eukaryota; Metazoa; Chordata; Actinopteri; Pleuronectiformes; Cynoglossidae. The transcript has 11 exons.